AGACGCGUCGACAAAUCGGGAUCCCCUGGACGCACAGCCCAGCCAAGGAACCUGUUGCCCUUCGUCUAAACUUAAAACAGUCCAAAGAGCGAAAGCAACAACGACUGCAGCAUCCCUUUCACUUCCACCAUCGUCACCAACUCUUCUCCCUCGGAACCGACGCGGAUAUGAACGCCAACCCGCUGAGCGUAAAGCUGACAAAGCUACUCUCGUCCUCGCUUGAUGACCCAAAACUCAGGACAUCCCUCUCGGCCCUGUCUGAAUUCUACACAGUCAACGCAGUCAACGCGCGACACAACCUCAGGGGCGAUAUUGAGCGCCGAGGGACAGAGGUCAACUACGAGCUCCUACACGAGUUGGAAAACGUCAAAAACCAAUUCCUGGAACUGGAAGCAGAGAUGAAUGCUAUGAACUCACUCUGCCAGGAAAUGCAGGACAGGCUGAACCUGGCGAACGACAAGACUAUAACUCUUCUCGAACAGACGGAUGCCCUGCGGGAACAGAGCAACGUCUGCUUGGUCCGGCAGACGAUCAUGGAGGCGUUUCUGGAUCUAUUCACGUUGUCAGAGUCGGAAAUUACCAUCUUGUGCUCGACAGCUAUGGAUAUUACUCCGUCGUUUUUUGACGCUCUCGAACAUCUGGAGAAUAUUCACGCCGACUGCAACGCCCUUUUGAUCACUGAGCACCAGCGAGCAGGUCUGGAAAUUAUGGAUUCGAUGAGAACAUAUCGCAGCAUCUCAUACGAUAAAUUAUACCGAUGGAUGCAGAACGAAUGCAGGACUAUGAGUCGGCCCGAUGGCAUGAUGGAGGUCCGAGAAGUCACUAAAAAGGCCAUCCAAGCAUUGAAGCAAGACGAUCAAUAUUUCCGGUCUAUUCUAGAAGAGUUGGUCCAUGUGCGCCGCAACGCGAUUCUCCGAGCAUUUAUUGAUGCACUGACUAGAGGCGGACCUGGAGGUACACCACGCCCAAUUGAGCUUCAUGCGCAUGAUCCGCUACGAUAUAUUGGCGAUAUGUUGGCGUGGAUUCAUCAGACCGUAGCGAGCGAACGCGAGUUUUUGGAGAGUCUAUUGAACAGCAGCGAAAAGAGGAAUCGGGAUCGUGGACAGGCAGAGGUCAAGCUGCCGAAGGCCAGUCCACUUCGGCUUGUUGAGAGCGAUGUCUCGGAUGCCGAGAUCGUGAACUCGCUCCUGGACAAGAACGUGGAAGGAACCUCGCGACCACUGAAGUCCCGAGUAGAGCAGGUUCUGAUCUCUCAGGCAAAUGCUAUUACGGCGUUCAAAAUAUCGAAUCUCAUCAAGUUCUACUCAUCAACGAUCGACAAAGCUAUUGGAUCAGAAGCGUCGCUCUCCAAAACCCUGCAUGAGAUAUUGGAAGCAUCGAUGCAUAUGUUCUUCGAGGCAAUUGGCAAACACUCGGCCGAUUUGCUGCGCCGUCCUGAUGCACCAGCUGCGGAUUUGGGACCUACGCCGGCCGUCAAAGAGACAGUGUCACAGCUGAAGGAGAUCAUGAAGUCUUUUGAUACCUCCUUUGUUCAGGCGGAUGAAGGCAACCAGGACUUUGCGCCGAUCUUAAGUGCAACUAUCGAUCCGUUAUUCCAGAUGUGCGAGAUUGGCGCAGCGAACCAAAGCGCAUUCAAUCGGGCCGUCUUCAUGAUGAACUGCCUGCAUUAUGUUCAGUUGGCCCUUGUAUACCCUUUCACGAAGAACAAGGUAGAAGAUCUGGAGAAGCAGGUUCAAGAAUACGUUGAUAUCGUUGUUGUUGAGCAGCAUAUUGUGCUGCUGAAGCAGUCAGGAAUCGCAUCACUUAUCCAGGCCAUGGAGACAAAAGAUGAGAAGACGCCUCUGUCGUUGGUACCAGGGAUGGACGCUGCAACUGUCUCCACAGUGCUGUCAAGGCUUGACCACUUUCUGGGCUCUGUCAACUUGGAUUUAACAUCAUGGCUAUCGAAGAUUGUGUCCUCAAGACUGGCCAAAAAUAUUAGCACGCAGAAUGUCAAAAUGUUCGUCGACGCUUAUAGACGGCUCUGCAGGGCGAUAGAGGACCCCAAAAACAAAUACGAGUUUCCGGCCACGAUCCUCGUACGUACUGCCGAUGAGGUGGAGAUGCUGCUUGUGGAGGACUGACGAGCUAUCUGAUAGACAUCCGCAUAGAAGAUUGCACAAAAAAUAAUGAAGUGGCUGAGUCGUGCAAAUGUGUUUUGACCUUGAGCUUGGAGAGACCCUGGAACGUUCCUUAUU
Gamsiella multidivaricata is the source of this 2237-nucleotide messenger RNA. Its product is annotated as oligomeric Golgi complex subunit 6. Lineage: Eukaryota; Fungi; Mortierellomycota; Mortierellomycetes; Mortierellales; Mortierellaceae. Gene Ontology annotation, cellular component: COG complex. Gene Ontology annotation, biological process: intra-Golgi vesicle-mediated transport. The record is from RefSeq and is a predicted model, not a curated record. The transcript is spliced from 8 exons. The coding region runs from base 168 to 2123 and encodes 651 amino acids.